Molecule: messenger RNA, 2369 nt
Organism: Corticium candelabrum
Lineage: Eukaryota; Metazoa; Porifera; Homoscleromorpha; Homosclerophorida; Plakinidae
Exons: 10
Coding region: 811-1725 (304 amino acids)
Source: RefSeq, a predicted model, not a curated record
AUAGAUGGCUUGUGCAUUUUGGUUAGUUGUGUUUGACAUUUGCAUAUCUCUUACAUUCACAUUUCACUAUUGUGGUCCUCUCUUGUUUGCCUUAUUUCUAAAUUAAUGCAUGCAAGUAGUUUGUGUUCUCUUAAUUAGGAUACAAACAGUGUUGAUGACGACAGUGAUGAAGUCACUAGGCUCACUAAGACAGGCGAAUAUCUGCACACCAAAGAAGUCACAGAAGUCAAUGGCAGCUGUAUUGAAACAGAAGAGAUGACAAAUGAAGCAAAUGAUGAUGAUGAAGAUGCAAUAUGGCACCAGGGGUUUAAUGUCAACCAGCACAGACAGACUGAUAUCGGUGAAAUACGAUUUCAACUGGAAUCAGUCAAAUCUAACCUUGAUGACAUGGAGAACAUAGAAAAGAGCCUCAUACAAGAACUAGUUAGAAUAGCCACAACAGACACUCACUGCCUAUCAACAAAUGUAUGAAAUCUUUACAGACAAAGGAGUCUGUAGCUUCAAAGUUGCAUAAACUUGAUAGCAAACAGGAUAGGAUAGGCCAAGUGCCACGUCAUGAUGUACAACAGCACAAUGGUAACUUGACUUAAUUGCAGUAAAUUGUGUUAUUUAGUCCAUGCAGUGAAUCUUGUUUCAGAAAGUCAUGUCAAUCCCGUAGCCGAACCUCCAAUGCCCACAUCUCCAUUGUACUGUUAUUCGUUUCGUUGGUUGACACUCUCAUUCGUUGACUCCUUUGUUUCAUGUUUUUAGCCACUUGGCCCACCAAGAAGGUUUAACAUGUCACUUAGGUGAUUUGUAUUUGUACUGUAGAUGUCUUAUUUGAUUAAGUGCAGUGUUUCUAGGACUUUGACAGAAUUGUGUGACCACGGCGAAGAAGAGGCUAUGCAGCAACUGAAACAAAUACAUAAGUGUUUUAGUCGCCCGUUAUCAACAGUAUAUGUUGAAAAGCAAGACACUCGAGUGAUGGCUCCACCUUCUAGUUUGCCGAUUGUAGGUCGAUGCCCCGUCAUCAACUUCAAACCAAGCGGCGACCACAUGUGCAAGACAUGCGCAAAGUCAAAAGGCCGACAUCACCCUCAUCUUAAUGAUUCAAAUCACUCUCUGAACAGUGGUAGCAUAUAUCAAUCCUUCGAUGAAGGAGACAAUCAGUUUGCAUUUGACACACGAUACCUGCGAUCAGAAUCACCUUGGUCUGUUUAUCUUGAUGCAGUUGGUGGUUCAAGCAGUGUGGCUGAUGCUCAAAGUGAUACAGCAAGUGUAGCAGGUGAAGAGUAUCAUACAGUGAAACAUGAUACGUCCGACAGUGGGGAAUCAAUUUUUUCAAGAGCAGAUAAAACAGAACAGAACGAGACGGUGAUACCAGAAAGUGAUGGAAAUGAAACAGACACCAAUACAGAUUUCCAUUCCCAUCAAGGUUCGUCUGUUCUGUCAAGAAUUAGUAAGAGUCCUGCCAAUUUAGCACUAACAGGAAAGCAUGGGUUGCCAUUGCAAUGCUACGCUGAUCACAUUGACUACAGUCCAGAGAAAAAGCCAGCUCUGCUAUGUGUGAGUUUCGAUCUGGUGCUCGUAUCUGCGCUCCAGGCAGCUACAUGGCUUUGGGCUUCUGUCUGCCUAAAUCACCAUCACUCUACAUUUACCACAAUACUUGUCCGGAAGACUUCACCCUGUACAGAGGUGUCUGCUACCGUUGGCCUUCACCUCAAUGUCAAACUCAAGACGUCGUGACAGCUGACUGUAUAUGCCAAGGACUCAAUGGCCGGUUGAGUACAGUUCCUGAGGUGGACCGUUUGGAGGGCACAGGAUGCAAUUUCGACUUUGCAGGCAGCUGGGCUUUACUGGGUCUUACAACUAACUCGUAUAUAAACCAAGUUUUCGGGUAUUGUUUCAGAGAUGACUACAGCUACACCGAGACACACGGAGUGGCUCGACCGUCCAUCGAUAACGGGGUAACUAUCGCUUGGUGUAAUGCAGUGUCGGCUCUCUCAGCGGACGCUCAGAGUAACAUCAAAGCAGGAGUGAUAGGCUGUAGGACGUGAUCGCGUCCUCGGUAGAACAAACGAACUGUCACGUUUUUACGUUGACUCGCAAUAGUGUUCUCUAGAGACAAUAAAGUCUGCAACUAACACGUCAACAAUUGUCAUGUGUAUAAAUUGAUUGUUUUCACUGAGUAUUACGUACAAGAGUCUCUAGACAUUAAAAUCUAGAGGGGAGCACUGCACGUACUAGAAUGUAACAAGAUUCUACAUCCCAAAACAAAGUUUUGAUGUUAAUUUUUCUCAGUAAAGUAUACUUCACACGAUAAGGCUGAGACGGUGCUAGACUCGUCGCGGUCAUGUAAUGUGCGUACGUUAAGUUCUGUUCGAGGCCCU